CAGCGCAUGACUGUGUUUUUAUGAAUGAAAGGAAUCCGCGGGUGAGUAAUCGCGGGCAGCUCGCGGCGCGCCCCGCCCGGGGACGAGCGCGGCCUCCUCCCGGGCUGGCACGGGGCGACCAUGGCUGCGGACGGGCUCUCCAGCAAGGCGCUGAAGGUGAAGCGGGAGCUGGGGGAGAACACGCCGCUGCUGUCGGACGAGGAGCUGAUGGGGCUGUCGGUGCGGGAGCUCAACCACCACCUGCGGGGCCUCUCCAAGGAGGAGGUGGCGCGGCUGAAGCAGCGGCGGCGGACGCUGAAGAACCGGGGCUACGCCGCCAGCUGCCGGGUGAAGCGCGUCUGCCAGAAGGAAGAGCUGCAGAAGCAGAAGAUGGAGCUGGAGUGGGAGGUGGACAAGCUGGCCCGGGAGAACGCCGCCAUGCGCCUGGAGCUCGACACCCUGCGAGGCAAGUACGAGGCCCUGCAGGGCUUCGCCCGCACCGUGGCCGCCCACGGGCCCCCCGCCAAGGUGGCCACCGCCAGCGUCAUCACCAUCGUCAAGUCCGGCACCAACCAGGCCGCCUACUCCUAGUGCCGGCCUCCCCCCCCCGUCCCCCCCGGCCGGGCACGGACCCCUCUCCGUGGCCCCCGGGGUGCCUUCCCCCACGGAUCGACUCGAGGGUUGCCUCUAAGCCCUCCCUGACCUCUCCUCUGCUCGGACAUGGCCCCAAAAUCCUCCCUCUCUUGCUGGGGCAGCUCUCCUGAGGAUGGGGAGCUGCCACCACGCGUGUGCUGGGGUGGGCAGGACCCCAUGGGGGACCCCCGUGGAGGCUGCGGUGGCUCCCGAAACCUGGCGGCACCCCGCAGUGCCAGUCCCCCUGCUGCAGCCCCCCCAGUCUCGGCACCCCUCUCCCCGCUGCGUGCGUGCAGGAGGGGAUGAGCCCAGGUGGCUGGAGGCAGGGGAACGUCCCACAGGCUCCAAGCUGGCAGGAAAAUGCCCCCUUUUUUAUUUUUUUUUUGGGAGGGGGGGAGGAAGCGGGAGAGCUGAGCGCACGGGAAUUGCGCUCCCAGGAGCACGUGCCGGGGAGGGAAAUGGGGAGAGAGAAAGAGAGAGAGAGUUUGGCGGCGAUGGGCAGAUGGAAAAAAAAAGAUGGGAAGGGCCGGGAUCGGCCCCGUGAGCCGGGAUGGAGGUGGCGAGGGAAGGUGGCAGGUCAGAGGGGGAGAGAAAGUGGCUGCAGGUUGGUGCCUGGGUGUGGGUGGGGAGCCUGGAGGCGAUGGGGACGGCGGGGAGGGGUCCUUGGGGCAGGGGACACGAGGGGCUCCGAGGCUGUUGGCCGCGCAGGGGAGAAGCAGAGGCGCUGUUUUCUGUCCCCACCACGCACAUCCUUCACGCCUCUUCCUGCCCGCGGGACGCUGGGCCCGGCCGGGCGCCUCCAAAAAGGCAGCAGCAUGGGCAGGAAGGAAGCGGAGGCAGCUGGAGCGGCGAUAAAAACGCUGUUUGGCUCGGCGCAGGCCAGCUCGGAUGGCCACGCCAAGCCCAGCGCGCGCUCCCCUGCGCCCCGUGGGCCAUAAAGCACACGGAGAGGCCGUCCUGGCCGCCGGGAGCAGGAAUCGAGGCUGCGAGACUCGCAGGGAGAGGUGGAGGUGGGGAGCCAGGGCACAGAGCAUCCCUGCUCCUGGGAGCCGCCCCGCCGGCAGCAGGCACACCUCCCUUGGGGUUUUUCCUCCAGCUUGGGGCCAAAGGGCUCUUCAGCAGGCUUCAAAGCCGGAGCAGAGCUGGGUUUGAUGAGCAGCGGGGAGGCGGGCACCUUUGCCACCCCCUGUGAUCGCCCCUUUCUGCCCCGGUAUCGCCACGCCACCAGCCGCUUGGCUGCAGCCUCCAUCCCUCCCCAAAACGAGGUGCCCACCGCUCGCGGGGGAGGGCACGGUGGUUAUAGAGUCCCCCCCGCUCGUCCCCGACUCCUCUUGGGUUUAUUUAUUGCACGACCGUAAGUUAUUUUUCACGUCCUCUUUGCCAUUCCGCCGCUCGGCACAGCCAGGAUGUUGGUACAGAGCCGUACUUUAUAUUUUAUAUAUGCAAAUCACAUUUUAUCUUAUACUUAUAUAGAGCAAAAAAUAAAAAAUACUUAUUUAUUUUCUGACUUACAGUAUGUGUCCUACCCGACUCCUCUGUAUUUUGUAGACUUUACAAAUAAAGCAAGUUUGUUUUGUUUUUU
Messenger RNA from Anas platyrhynchos (mallard), 2194 nucleotides. It is a transcript of the gene MAFF, whose product is annotated as MAF bZIP transcription factor F. Gene Ontology annotation, molecular function: RNA polymerase II cis-regulatory region sequence-specific DNA binding; DNA-binding transcription factor activity, RNA polymerase II-specific. Gene Ontology annotation, cellular component: nucleus. NCBI's taxonomy places the organism in Eukaryota, Metazoa, Chordata, Aves, Anseriformes, Anatidae. Gene Ontology annotation, biological process: regulation of transcription by RNA polymerase II; regulation of epidermal cell differentiation. The record is from RefSeq and is a predicted model, not a curated record.